This is a messenger RNA of Hordeum vulgare subsp. vulgare (domesticated barley), 1782 nucleotides long. RefSeq lists its product as uncharacterized. Gene Ontology annotation, molecular function: protein binding. The record is from RefSeq and is a predicted model, not a curated record. The coding region runs from base 177 to 1448 and encodes 423 amino acids. The transcript is spliced from 3 exons. Lineage: Eukaryota; Viridiplantae; Streptophyta; Magnoliopsida; Poales; Poaceae.
CUUUGACAUCCUGUCGGCCCUGAAAUCAGAAGCAAUAUAGGAUAAGCGCAAGUUAGACCGCAGCACCACCGUCCCCAGAUUUCCUACCCCAAGCUCCAGGCGAAACAGACGUGAGCACUCCCUGCUUUUUUGUUGCAUCUCUCCCGUACGUGUCUUCCUUCCUCAAUCUGAUUUUGAUGAUUCUGUUCCUCUAUUUGUGUUUUAGGAACUUUAGAUCAGCUCGCUUUCGCUUCAGGGGAUUUCAGCUGAUUCACUGUAUGAGCAGCACCGAUUCUACGCCGUCGCCGUUGGCCCCCUUGGACGACGAGGACCUCCUCCAAGAGAUCCUCCUCCGCCUCCCUGCACAGCCAUCCUCCCUCCCACGCGCCUCCCUCGUCAGCCCGCGCUGGCGCCGCAUCCUCUCCGACCCCAAGUUCCUCGCCUGCUUUCGGAGACACCACAAGAAGCCUCCACUCCUCGGCUUCUUCGCCGAAGAAUGGGGCAUGCCCACCGUCUUCAAACCAGUAGAUCCGCCCUAUCACAUCCCUGCCGAGCGCUUCUCCGUGCCCAAGCCCAGCAAACCCUACGCUAGCUGGGACUUGCUCGGAUGCCGCCAUGGCCUUGCCGUCCUAGUCAAUAUGUGGCAGCAUCGCCAGAUCAUUGUGUGGGAUCCCCUCUCUGGUCAACAACACCGCGUGAAUUUUCCAUCGGGGCUUCAUAAAAAUGAAGUGGCAUUCUGGCAUGCCUCGGUGAUGUGUGCUGAUGAUCAAGAUGGGCACGUGCACGGCGAUUGCUUCUCGAGCCCUUUCAAAUUGGUCUUGAUCUGGGUUGUCAGACACAAGCAACCAUUCGCUUGCCUCUACGAAUCCGCAUCCGGUGGAUGGGGAGAGAUUGUCUUCACGGACAUUACUGAUCGAAUUUAUUUCAUAAGUCCUGGUGUCCUUGUUGGGAAUGAACUUUGUUGGUUGCUUAGUGGAGUUGGCGUCCUAGUGUUUGGUCUUGCAGAUCAGAACCUUCGUGUGAUUAAGACCCCAUCAUGUAUUACCCUAUCCUUCGGAUCCGUUCAGCUCAUACGGACAAAGGAUAGUAGACUUGGCCUAGCAUACUUGUCUGAACUGACCAUUCAGUUAUGGGAGCAGAAACCAGACUAUGAUGGUGUUGUCAGAUGGGUUCUUCUGCACACAACCAUUCAACUGGAGGACCUCUUUCCACAGAUGUUUAUGGACGAAGAAAGUGUAAGAAUAAAGGGGUAUAAUGACAAGUAUGUAAAAAUAAAUGGGUAUGAUGAAAACACAAAUGUCAUUGUUCUGUCUACAAUUAGAGGUGACUUCACGCUCGAAGUUGACAUGAUGGAGAUCAAGCAUAUUAUUAAAAGAAAUUUCAAGUCUUCGAACAUCUACUAUCCCUACGCGAAUUUCUAUACCGCAGCCAAGGGAGUUGGAUGGAAGUGGUUGGAUCUAGAGCUGUGAACACAUGAGAUCUGCUGACGUUCUAUCUUGGAUGAACAAGAAGGUAUAUAUCCAGUUUUAUACAUGGGUUGUCUAGCAUGUUAUGCUCGAUGUUCAGUUUUCUCCUCCUCUGUUGGCAAAAAUUCUCAGGUUGCACAUCAAGCAUCAAGGUUUGCUGACAAAAAAAGCUUGUAUCUACCAACCAAGAGCAAAAGAGAUUGCGAAAAAUAAAUAAGAUGGACAUUUACCAUCGGUGCAGAACAUCACGCACCAUGUCGUAUAAAGAACAUUUAAUAAUUUCGUAUGUAAUGGCAUAUUUAAUCUUUGUCAAAAAAAGUGUGAAUUCAACUUUUCA